Messenger RNA from Caenorhabditis elegans, 1126 nucleotides. RefSeq names its product GH18 domain-containing protein (gene K08F9.3). The record is from RefSeq and is marked reviewed. Gene Ontology annotation, biological process: carbohydrate metabolic process. The transcript is spliced from 3 exons. The coding region runs from base 21 to 797 and encodes 258 amino acids. NCBI's taxonomy places the organism in Eukaryota, Metazoa, Nematoda, Chromadorea, Rhabditida, Rhabditidae.
CUGAUUCUUACAACCAGGAUAUGUGGUACUUGUUUAAUCCUUAUGACAAUACCGGCCGAGCAUCACCAGCCUACCUUCCCGUUCCAAAUCACGCAGUACCAUUUUAUGAUCCUACAGUAAUUGGCAACAAAACCCGCAGAUCAUAUUUUUCUAUUCAAAGCUGCUUUGUCAAUUUUUGUAGUAAAAUUAUUAUGGGAUGCUUUGUUAUUUUGUUUUUAUUUUCUUUGAACUUCGGAAUAUACAGUUUAGUGUCACAUUCAGACCAUGCACAAUCUAAAACUCCCGAUCAAUGUGAUAAGCAACUAAUCGGCUACUACAAUGGAAUAGAGGGACGAAAUAUUUUGGAAAAUCAAUUUCAUAAUCUAACUCACGCAGUUUUUACAUCAGAAUUUGUCAAUGAAAACGGCUCUUUUGAAAACUCACACAAAGAACAAGAAUUUUUGGAAUGCAGAAAAAAAUUAGGUGAAUCGAAUUCAACGGCGAAGAUUAUGAUAGCUAUGGGCUUUAAUAAAGGAUCCUGCAAAAUUGACUGCAUCACUUCUUUCAUUGAAAAAUACCAAGUAGACGGCGUGGAACUACAUUGGAACCAUAAUGAACACUUUUUAAGUCAACUAGAAACUACUAGAAAUCUUAAGAAUCGACUAAAAAAGAUAUCCAAUUCCAAGCUCCUGGGUGUUUCAGCAUCCUCCAACUGGUCUAGGGUGACCGAGCUUGAUCAAGUUCUAGAGGUGGCAGAUUUUGUGAACAUUGAGCUUCAUGACAAUUUGAGGAGUGACAAUUUACAUGCAGGAGUUUGAUGAUUACAAUGAUAUUUUACUGAACUCUGUUAAGCCUUGCAACAAUACCAAGGCCAAGUACAACUUUUGUAGAUAUUGGUUUUCUUUAAAUAAAACCUCUUUAUCUGAAGCAUUAAACUUUGAUUUUGUUAACAGUUUUCACUCUGUUAAACACAAAUAAAUUAUUAAUGUUUUAUUAUGUUCAAAGUAUUUGUUUCUUGCACAUAUCCUUUCCUCAAGCUCUCGUACGAAACGCGCUCUAUUGACACUCUCACUUUCUGCGUCUCUUCAGUUUUGCUUGUGUUUUCAAAUGUCUAACCUCUUUCAAAUAAAUUUAUUUUUAAGUUUUU